CAAAAACAACAACAGCGACAACGACAACGAGAAGAGUAAGAGCAAGAAAACUAAAGGCAAACGGAAAAGCAAAAGGCAGAGCAAUUGUGUUCAAGUGAAUUGCAAUAAUUUGUGUCGGCUGGCCAGAUGUGUUUAAUAAAUGAUUGCGAUUGCGCCAGUUGUAUAUUAUUAUGGCCUUGUUGAAUAAACUGUUCUUUCCGUCGGUACCAACACCACCAGCCGCAGCAGCAGCACCACCCACGCAAGCGACGCCAACGGCAGCAUAUUGCGCUGCAAUCCAAACAACAACCCCAACAACAGCGCAGCCGACGCUAAAUUAUGGCCAAACAACAGUAGCGGAGGCGGCAUCACGUACUCACGCCUCAGCCGGCAACAAUAGUUCGGCGUCCGCAAAAGCUACGCAAACAUCCAGAAAUUAUCUAAGCCAAUUCCCCUUCGAUGGUAGCCAGGUGCGCGUGCUGCUGUACAAAGAGGACGACAGCCAUGGCAGACGGCUGCUCUUCGACUCGCAUGCGCUGCAGAAGGUGAUGCUGAAGGAAUCAAGCCAGUGCAGCAACCGCAGUGGGGGGAAAUUCCUCAAGAACGACAAAUUCACAUCGCUGCAGAAUGGCAAGAUCCAGGCCAAAGCACAUUCCGGCAGCAGCAACGGCAGCAACUUUAUCGAAGUCUGUGCCGAGUAUGGCUACAAGCACAAUCGUCCAACUGGCGCAGAUCUUACGCCCAUUGGCGAGAUGGUCUUCGGCUCGCUGGCCAUGUCCUUUUGUGGCACGGCGCUCAAGGUGCACUGGCUGCCACAGCCAGCCAGGAUACUGUGUUCCCAAGUGUAUCUGACGCCCUCGGCGAGCGGUGCGUCAGGUGGCGCGGGUGCGGGCAGCCAGUCACCCUAUUCCACGGUCUCCAUGAACAGCCUGACGCCUCGCAGCUCCAUUUGCAGCGAGCACGGCUCCAUGGACGGCCUGUCCAUGAACUCCUUCUCCAUGCCGUUCAGCGUUAGCGUGGGCAGGCAUAUGAGUCUGACGCCGCCACUGGACGUGCCCGCGCCCGAUCAGCAGUCGCUGUCCAUUGCGGACAGCGGACCACGCUUCUCCUCCACGUACAGCAACGCCACCGACUCGGGCUACUCGGCCAGCGCCAGUGGCAGCGGUACAGGCGGCCCCUAUUCCAGUGGGGAUCAGUGGUCGUAUCAGUAUUCCACGCGCAGCAGCCUUGGCAGCGUCCUCUCCGAUCCGUCGGAUGCGAUGCGCAAGCUCAGCCUCGACGACUGGGCCUUCUAUGCCAGCUCGCCCCAUCUGGAUGAGUUUGCCAGCGAUGGCUGCCUGCAGCGCCGAAUCUCUCGCAAUCUGCGCACCUCCUUCGAGAACGAGCAUUCCAAGAACGACUUCAUCGGCUUCUUCAGCGACAACUAUGCCGCGACCACGGGUCAGGCAAACGGCAAUCGGCCAGCGGGAGCUGCCAACGGCACUGGCGGCAGUGAAGGCGGAGGCAUGGCUCCACCCCAGUACAGGCGGGCGAGCUACUGUGCGAACGAGUCGCGCAGUAAUCCGGAGAUGGGUUGCCGGCCGGCGAAUUUGAAACGGAGACCGAGGCUUGGCCUGGCUGUGUGCAUUACGAUGAGCGAAUCCUUCGAGGAGGAGAUGGAACUGUUCUGCAGCGAGCAUAUCGCACUGCUGGAGUCGAUGCUGAGUCGGUUGAGGGCAAGCACGGAGCACGCAUACAUCAAUUACAAGAACUUUCUGCAGAUCAUGUUCCAGGCCUGGCAGGAUGCGCAGCAAUGGUUCAGCGAUCUGUUUACGGCACCCCGCAUCAAGACGCCCGUCUGGCUGAGCAUUACGACCAGCGGCAGCAAAUACUCCAAGACUGUGGCCGAGCGAUUCAUCAAGGAGCUCUGCGAUCUGCUCUCCUUCGCCGACACCAAAGACUCCAAUUUCUUCAUCAGCACCAUGUUGACUGGCAUACUCACCUACCAUCUGGGCUGGGUGGCCACCGUGUCCGCCUUCAAUAGCUCACGCUCGCGUCGCUCCAGCGCCUCCGCCUCCGCGGCGGCCAUUGAGCAAAGGGCGAAGCUGUUGCAGGUCUCGCAAAAGCAUCCGUAUAAUGCGCUGUGGGCACAACUGGGUGAUCUGUAUGGCGCCAUUGGCAUGCCGCCCAGGUUGGCGCGCACCAUCAUCUGUGGCUCGGAGAAAAUGUGGGUGGAGAAGCUGCUGAACGUGCUCACGUAUUUUAUACGCUGCAGCGAAGUGCGGCGUGCAGCCAAGCGGGAGGACUUCAACAAGCAGCUCAUCAAUGAGUUGGUCGUCAGCCAGAGCAAUCAGGAGCGGUAUAAGAGUCCGCCCACGCUGCGAAGACGCGCGGCUGGAGCUGGUGCCGGGCUCACUCGCACCAGCACCUGCAAGCAGAAUCUGAAUGCGAUUGUGGACGAUGCCGACUUGGAGCUGCAGCAGCUGGACGAGCUGCACAGCGCCGAGGAUGAGGAGCUGGACGGACUGCAGCAGGACGAUACCCAGUUCAUUGGCACCUUGAAGAAGAAUGAGAUUCCCAAUGUGCUGGCAUUUCGCGACUCGCACUUUGUGCAACAGGAGCUGCGCAUUGGCAACUACCUUAUGGACACGGGCAUCGAUAAGAAGACCAUGCUCGCCCGCCAGGCUCAGCAGUAUCUGCGCACCGGCAAGGAUGGACGCAUACGAUUGACGGUGACGACGCCAGAGAACGUUGAGCUGUGCAUGGAGGACGACUCGAAUGCCGGCUCUGUCGGCACCGGUGGCAGCAUCGACGAUGGCGCCAUCGAGGCUCUGGAGUUUGACGAGAGCCGAGCAGCCACAACACCAGCAGCAGUAGAAAAGGAGCCGGGCAAGAGGAACUUCUUUUGGAACAUUGUGCCCACGGCUGGAGUGAAGGAGGGACUCAGUCUCAGUGAUCUGCAGCAGGGCGCGAAGAUCAUUAACCAAAAGCUGGAGCGGCGCUGCAGCAGCUACUCCGUGGAGAGCGACGCCUUGCCCGGUGGAAAUGUUCCGGUAGAGCCAGUUGGCCAGGAUCGACGAGUCUCGCAUUUGUCGCUCUCGUAUCUAAUCACACAGAAUAGCAUGGGCAAGAGCGAUCGCAUGACAUGGGGCAUUGAGCCCAUCAAGGAGAAUGUCAGUCUCGAGGAGCAAAUCCACUUUGAUCUCUCCCAGAAACUCAUCGAACGGGACCACGGCAUUUGCCGCCAGACCACAACGGACAAUGGCAACGGCGUUGUCUUUGUCCUAGGUGAUAAUGAGCCGCUGAUCAAUCUGAAGAAGAGCAACGAGGAUCUCACAGAUGAUGCAAAGCCAGCAAUGCUGUGCGCCCAGCAUCAGCACACCCAUAACGCCUCCAUGGCCAACAAGAAAAACUCGGGCAUACAGUUCAAUUUCGCUACAUAUCCGCAGAUUGUGACCAACUACAUGAAGAGCAAGAAUCUGGUCAUGUCCAACUAUGAUCUGUUGAUGGAUAAGGCCAGCAAGCUGGAGGCCAAUGAGUCGUUGAAGUCCAGCGACAGCACGGUCACUCUCCACCAGCAACAGGAGCAACAAUUGCAGAAACAGCAGCAGCAGCAUCAAGCGGAACUGGCGGCCAGCAGCAGCUCAGCCACAGUGGUGGGCAGCGACCGUUGCAUAUUGUGCAACAGUGGUGGCACCUACCAGACGCCGUCCAAUGCCACUGAGCUGGAGUUCGAAACGGAUGAGGUGCACUGCUAUAACGAGAGCAGCAACAACAGCUCCGCUGUUCUGCAGUCUGUCAAUUCGGCUGCCUCUAUAGAUACGCUGAAAUCGAUGCCGGAGCCUCCAAGUACGCCCAGCUAUACGAGACGAGCGCAGCCCAAACGUGUGCCCUCCCAGCGCAGCUCCGUCUCCUCGGUGGCUGCCAAGUGUGCGGCUGUCAAUGAGUCCCAGCACCUUUUGAAGCUGCCCGUGCCGGGUAUCAAGGAGCUGCCUCAGGAGGAUGAGCCACCGGGCGACAAGUUGCGCGCCGGUUUCAUUCCAUCGCUGAUGCUGAGCGUGAACGAUCACUACGUCUCCGAUAUGGUGCUGCAGGGCACCUGUGCUGCGCCCUGUAAGUGGGAAAUGAAUCUACGCGAGGAUCUGGCGCUGGCCGCACGUUCCGCCUCACUCAUCUCACAGCCAGCGGAGAAUAUCGCCAUUGUGGCGGACAUGGACAAGUGGGAUGUACGCCUAAUCUCUUCACAGGCACAGCAGUUUCCGUAUGCCGGUGGCCAGAGUUCCCCGGUGGGCAUGUCCCAGCUGGUUUCCAGCAUGCUAGAAGCUGUGCAGGCCAUGCACGCAGGAGGCAUACCCGCCUACGAGUGCCUAUCAUUUCUGGAGUCCAAGUUGCAGGAGAUCUAUAUGCAGUCUGAGACUCUAGCCGCCUUUCUGCUGGAAACAGAUCCCUGCCGGCUGGGGGACAUAACAACUCCGCUGCAGCUCUCGGAGAAUGAUAUACCACUGCUGCUGUCUAUCGCCUACAUUCAUACGCCGAAGAUUAGCCGUAAAUGCGGCAUCAGCUUCAGAUGACAAUCACGCCGAAGCAAGCCCAAUCAUUGCCAAAACUUAUCUAGUAUAACAAGCAUCCAUCAUCAAACAUCAUCAUCUCACACACCAUCCAAAACGAAACAAGCAAAUACUCCAGCGAAUUUUCUUUUCACUGACUUUGUGAUAUAUAUUUAUAUGAUUAAAAUAGCGUGUAGGAAAAGCAGGUUACAUUUAGUUUGGGUCUUAGGUACGGCAGCUUAACAUAACAAACAAAAACAAUGAAACACUCAUACAAUAUAUUGUAGAAACACUCACACACCCAACACAUCGAUCAUCGCAUAAAGAACAUUUAAUAACAUUUAUAGCUAUAUAUACCAUACAACGUUUUAAUUUAGGGAACCCACUCAUCGCAGUCACAUGAAGAAGUAUUGUAAAUUAUUUGAUCUAGAUUUAGUUAGCGUGAUUAUAUGUUCACGAUUUAGUAGCACUCCAGUCUGUUAUCGAUCGAUCGAUCGAUCGAUAGACCGACCGACCGACCACUGUAUCAUGUGCUCGAGCUAUGCGUAGUGUUUGUAUUAGAUUUAAUAAUUUAUGACAGCAAUAAUCUAUUAAUUGAUUUAAUUAUAUUAUACCACCAUACAAUAGACGUAUAAAUAAGUUUAUACUGAAAUCAAGUGUGGGGGCAUCGGCUAGCAUUCGGGAAUUAACUGUAUACGUAAGCAAUGAAAAAGUUUGUAUAAAUAUUUUUGAAAGAAAUAACAAAUUACAAAAAC
Messenger RNA from Drosophila navojoa, 5260 nucleotides. RefSeq lists its product as uncharacterized. Gene Ontology annotation, molecular function: protein-folding chaperone binding; ATPase inhibitor activity. The record is from RefSeq and is a predicted model, not a curated record. Gene Ontology annotation, cellular component: cytoplasm. NCBI's taxonomy places the organism in Eukaryota, Metazoa, Arthropoda, Insecta, Diptera, Drosophilidae.